UUUGUGUACCUCUAGAGAGAGCUCGCGUCCCUCUCAUGGGACCUGUACCUCAAUUACUUUUGUGUACUGUACAAUGCAAAUGGGAUGACUCACUUGAGUUUUCUUUGCUGUACUUGGUUCUAGGUGCUAAAUGUGUCCCCAGAGCAUCCCGCAGCGACGUUGUCGCUCAGACAAGUACAGUGUCUGCGCCUCCUUGAGUCCGGCGAUGGUACUCUCCUAUCAGAGUCUGCCUUGGAGCAGCUCAACAGUGCUGUGAUGUUGAACCCCAACAAUAUUGCGGCGUGGCAUUGGUUAGCCGCGGUGUACAUCAGCCAGGGUCUGCUCGUGCAGGCAGUCAUGGUUCUCAGACAGAGUUUGCAGCUCGCCUCCCAGCUCGGCCAGCACAGCAGUCAAGUCGGCAGCCUGCUGCGUCUCAGCCUUCUUGCCCUGAGGCCCAGUAUGGCAGGUGUCCCUGGAAAUGACUGGAAGGAUCUGGUUCGACAAGCUACCACUGAAGCCUUGAAGCUGGGCUCUUCACCUGUGGCUCUCCUCUUCCAGGCCUUGCUCCAAUUUGUUACCAAGAUGGCUGCCAGGUAGGCAUCAUGCUAUUUUUUCCCCUUAAAAAAA
This is a messenger RNA of Hippocampus comes (tiger tail seahorse), 606 nucleotides long. RefSeq names its product tetratricopeptide repeat protein 37-like. Gene Ontology annotation, molecular function: protein binding. The record is from RefSeq and is a predicted model, not a curated record. NCBI's taxonomy places the organism in Eukaryota, Metazoa, Chordata, Actinopteri, Syngnathiformes, Syngnathidae. The transcript has 3 exons. Bases 256 to 576 code for a protein of 106 amino acids.